AUGCAUAUUUCUUAUAUCAAAGGUAGUGUUGCUGGAACGGUUUCCACAGCAGGCUCUCUCACGGCCAUUAUUGGAGGUUCUGUUGACUUUACUUGUAUAUAUACCUUAGACUCUGGUGAUAUAGUCUAUCCAGGAACAAUUUCUUGGCAAGUCAAAACAGUCCCAGGACAAGAGGAUUUUACAAAUAUAGCCUAUUUUUCUCCACCUGGAACAACUGUUCCAAAUUCCUUUACAGACUUUGCCACUGAUUAUAAGAAUCGAUCUGAAUUAUUUAAUGUAACAGCUGAUGGAGAUAAUUCUUAUGUUGUUGUGAUGAGAGUAAACGAAGUGGUAUGUUCAGACGAGAAUCACUACAGAUGUUCUGUUUUAUUCGUAAAUACUGCAUUAGGUCUUGCACCUAAGACAAAAGAAACGUCUCUCACAGCUAGAGCACCCGCUGAGCGGCCAUAUGAAAUUCCAAUUCUUACACCAGAAAAUAUAGAAGAGAACACGGAAGUGACUUUUUUCUGGAAAGCCAAUGUUGGAAAACCUCCAGGACAAAUCAGAUGGUGGCGCCAUAGGAAAGGAAUAAUAACUCCAAAGGAAAUGUCAGGGGUGUCUACCAAUACCCCACAGGUUCAGGAAGGUGUGUGCGUCUACAACGUGACCAGCACAGUAACGUACACCAUGACUAAAGACGAUGACCAGUCCGUGUGGAGAUGUUUUGUGGACAAUGAACUGCUGACAAUACCAGACCGAGAAAAACCAAACCAAGAGUCUGAAAUGGUUAACUGUGGGGGUACAUAUACAGAACAGAGUGUAAUUGUCUUAUCGAGAGAAACGUGUACAGCUACUGCCUGA
Saccostrea echinata is the source of this 840-nucleotide messenger RNA. RefSeq lists its product as uncharacterized. The record is from RefSeq and is a predicted model, not a curated record. NCBI's taxonomy places the organism in Eukaryota, Metazoa, Mollusca, Bivalvia, Ostreida, Ostreidae. Bases 1 to 840 code for a protein of 279 amino acids. The transcript is spliced from 3 exons.